GAAACAGACUUUUCUCAAGACGAGAAUAAAAUUUUGUUCAUUUUUUCCAGCCCGGAAGCAUAGCACUUCUCUUUCAACAAUUCAGGGUACUUGGAAAUCUCUUAUAUAUCCAGAGAUAUUUUCUCAGUUUUCUCAUUGGAAAGUACGUAGUGGCUUCAUUUCUUACAAUAUUUUAUGGAAUUAAAUAGUUGGUGGAACAACGACUGCAUUGUUUGUUUGUUGCUAGUUUUCAUAAAAUACAAUUUGGGAGAUCAUAGGCGCGUUGGCAUCAAAACAGCGAUGAAUGUUCGCAAAUGCAUUUUAUAUUCAUAGUUUGUUGCAAUUGGUCCAGAUGCAGGCUAACGAUUGGUGCCAUUUUUUCCCAUCAAUUGAGGUCAAUCUUCACCAUUCCACCUUCGAGUGCAAGAUUUGUAUGCUUCUUCAUUAACUCUUUACAGCUCCAGCUCCUUGCAGCACAACCUCUGCCACUUUCUUGUUCUUGUUAGCUAUUUCUUGCCAACCAAUUGUAAAGGCAUUUAUAGCGAAUCUUUCCUUGCUAAUCAAACAAAAAAUACGAAAAAGAAAAAAAAACAAUUAUAGUUGGGGUUUUCAUCUCCCAAUCAACCAGUAAAUCAAAUGACAGAAGCUAUUUUGUUCAGUAUUACUGACAGAAUCUUGGGAAAACUAGGGAACCUGGCCCUGCAAGAGAUAGGACUGAUAUGGGGUGUUAAGGACGAGCUUGAAAAACUAAGGAAUACUGCUUCCGUUAUCAAAGCAAUAUUUCUUGAUGCAGAAGAGCAGCAAACAAAAAGCCAUGAGGUUAGAGAUUGGCUCCGAAAGCUUAAAGAUGCAAUUUAUGAUGCAGAUGAUUUGCUGGAUGAUUUCUCCACGGAAAUGUUGCAACAGCAGCUGAUGAUGCAGGAUAAGAAGGCGAUAGAGGUAUGUGCUUUCUUUUCGAAGAUAAAAAAGACUGCAUAUGGUUUUAGCAUGUCUUCUAAGAUUAAGGCAAUUAGGGAGAGACUGAAUGACAUAGCUUCAGACAGAAGCAAAUUCCAUUUGACAGACCACCCCAGACACAUGCGUAGUGUUAGUGCAGAGAGGGAGCAGACUCAUUCUUUUGUUUGCGUUGAAGAAGUUGUGGGGAGAGAGGAUGAUAAAUUGGCCAUUGUAGAAUUGUUGUUGCACUCUAACGCUGAGGAGAAUGUUUCUGUUAUACCAAUAGUUGGCAUUGGGGGGCUAGGAAAGACUACUCUUGUGCAGCUCGUUUACAAUUCUGAGAAAAUACGAAGGCAUUUUGAGCUAAGAAUUUGGGUGUGUGUUUCUGAUGUUUUUGAUGUGAAGUUAAUAGUUCAAAAAAUUGUAGAAUCUGCAACUAAUACUAAGUGUGAUGGCCUUGAAAUGGAUUCCUUGUUAACUCGUCUUGGAAAAGAAAUAGAUGGCAAGAAAUUUUUGCUUAUUUUGGAUGAUGUAUGGAAUGAUAACCGUGAGAGAUGGCUAAAACUGAGGGAUCUGUUAAUGGGUGGCGCAAGGGGGAGUAAGGUUGUGGUGACGACACGCACUCAGUUGAUCGCUACAAUUACUGGCACAGCUAAACCAUACUUCCUCAGAAGUCUUUCUGAAGAUGAGUCGUGGUCUUUGUUUGAGAAAUUAGCUUUUAAACAAGGGAAAGAAUUUGAGAAUACAAGACUUGUAGCAAUCGGAAAGGAGGUUGUUAAAAAAUGUGCGGGAGUUCCCCUGGCCAUCAGGACUAUGGGAAGCCUUCUUUAUUGCAAGGAUACUGAAACUGAGUGGCUCUCUUUUAAAGACAGAGAUCUUUCCAUGAUACCUCAAAAUGAGAAUGACAUAUUACCGAUAUUGAAGUUGAGCUAUGAGCUACUUCCGCCAUGCUUGAAGAAUUGCUUUGCUUACUGUUCCUUGUUCCCAAAGGGCUACGAAAUGAAUAAGCAAACACUGAUAAAACUCUGGAUGGCACAAGGUUUUCUGCAGCCAGCCGAUGGAAUGCAACAUCUUGAGGAAGUAGGUCAUCAGUGUUUCAUGGAUUUAGCUCGGCGAUCCUUCUUCCAAGAUUUAGAGUAUGGUGAAUGGGGUGAUGUGGUGAGUUGCAGAAUGCACGAUCUGAUGCAUGACCUUGCCCUAUUAGUUGGUGGAAGUGAGAGCUCUGCAGUCGAUUCUAAUGCAGAAAAUAUAUGUGAAGGAAUUCGUCAUGUAUCCCUUGACUUUAAAUUAGAUUCAUCGCAGAAAAUCCCCCCCUCUUUGUUCAAAGCAAACAAAAUUCGGACAUUGGUGCUACCUGUGCAACCAGUAUAUCGUAAAAUACUGAACCAGGCUCCCCAUGAUACAAUUAUUUCCAGUUUCAGGUGCUUGCGUGCAUUAGAUUUCCAUAACACAGGGGUUGACAUUGUGCCUAGUUCAAUCAGUAAGUUGAAGCAUUUGCGGUAUCUUGAUCUCUCUAAGAAUGAAGAUCUAAAAAGACUCCCCCGUUGCAUUACCAAACUGAAGAAUUUGCAGACACUCAAACUCUCUUCCUGCAAAAGGUUAGAAGCAUUGCCAAGACAUAUCAGUAAAAUGAUCAGUCUUAGGCAUCUUGAGAUUGACCAUUGUACUGGUUUGACGCACAUGCCAAAUGGUCUGGGGCAACUAACUGCUCUUCAGACAUUAUCACAAUUUGUAGCUGGCAAGUAUGGCACCUCCCCUGAUCUCAGUGCACGCCUGCGGGAAUUAAAUGGCCUAAACGACCUACGAGGAGAGUUAAAAAUUUCAAAGCUGGAAAAAUUGAAGGUUUCUGCAACGGAAUCAAGGGAAGCGAAUUUGAAGGGAAAAGAGAACUUAGAGGUCUUGAGAUUAGAAUGGAACAGAGGAGUUGAUGACGACAGAGUUAUUGAUGAAGAUGAAGUGCUGCUAGAAAGCUUUCAGCCACAUUCUAAUCUUAAGGAGUUUCACAUUUACGGGUAUAGAGCUGGAAAGUUUCCAAGUUGGAUGAUGCUUAACUUGUCUUUAUUGCUCCCGAAUCUUCAGGAGAUCAUCAUAUGGAGGUGUUACAGAUGCUUAGAACUCCCGAUGUUUAGUCAGCUACCUAUGCUCAAGGUUCUGAAACUUGAAGAGGUUACGGCUUUGGAGUACAUCGAGAAUAGCAGCAAUGGGUCUUCUUCAUUGUUUUCAGUCAGGGGCAAUCUGUCCAUGAGAGGAAAAAGAGAAGAAAAAUCGGCAUUGUUCUUCCCAAGCCUACAGGAACUUCGACUCUUUGACUUGCGUGAUUUUAAGGGAUGGUGGAGGGAAGAAGUUUCUGUGGUUAACAAUGAUGAAGCAACAGUAGAAAUGACAGCAGAAACAGAAGGAAUAUCUCUUCCAUCAGUAGCAGCCUGUGAGGAGAAGCAACAGCCACUACAGCAGCAGCUAGUUCUGCCGUCAUUUCCUUGCCUUUCAAAAUUAACCAUUGGCCACUGUCCAAAUCUAUCAAACUUGCCAUUGCAUCCAUUUCUUAAUGAAGUGGAGUUCAAGGAUGUAAAUGCUGGGCUGGUGCAGUGGUCAAUGGUGGGUCUUGCUUCAAUAGAAGGGAGUUCGGCAUCAGGAAGAAACACUUCACUUCCUUCCUUCCCCUCCACUCCAGAACUGAAGCAUUUGUGUAUUGACAGCGUCAUGGAUCUUGUUUCAAUGUCAGAGCUGGGACUCCAAAACUUCACUUACCUUGAGCAUCUAACCAUAGAGAACUGUCCAAAUCUGUCAUCUCUGCCAGAGGAAAGUUUAGGGGGUUUAAGGUCACUCCGAUCUCUCUCCAUUAGUGGCUGUGGAAGCCUAACGUCACUGUCCCCGGGAUUGCAAUAUCUCACAUCCCUCGAAGAGCUUGAAAUCAAAGAGUGCAGAGCACUUGAUAUGUCAGAUUGCGAUGAAGAGAACAGCUUGCAAUUUCGAGGACUGAAGAGCCUUCGGAGACUGAAAAUCGGAUAUAUGCCACAAUUAGAAUCUAUACCGGAUGGAAUUCAUGAAGUUACAUCGUUGCAAGAUUUAAAGAUUGAAGGCUGCGUUGGCUUGAAGACUUUGCCAGAGUGGAUUCAUGAACUCAAAUUACUUCAAAGGCUUGACAUUUCUGAUUGUCCCGAGCUCACUUCUCUACCACAGGGUUGCAUGAAAGCAUUGCAAAUUUUGGAAAUCUACAACUGUCCCAAGUUGCUGAGAGUAUGUGAAACGAGAACAAGCAUGGACUGGUCUUUUAUUACCCACAUCCCUCAUGUCUAUAUUGACCGGAAAAAGAUCACGAUACAUGCUGCUGAUAUCUCAAGCUAGUAAGGGUUGCUGUUUCAUUUUGCAGGCCUGCUCGUCUUCUUUAUCAUUAAUUCUUUAUAAACUGCCCUAGCUAUCCCUUACUUUGUUGGUUGUUGUUCAAGAUACAACAGUUUGGCGUAUUCUUAAGCUUUAUUAUCAUGAAA
Messenger RNA from Populus euphratica (Euphrates poplar), 4403 nucleotides. RefSeq names its product putative disease resistance protein RGA4. Gene Ontology annotation, molecular function: ADP binding. Bases 616 to 4260 code for a protein of 1214 amino acids. The record is from RefSeq and is a predicted model, not a curated record. NCBI's taxonomy places the organism in Eukaryota, Viridiplantae, Streptophyta, Magnoliopsida, Malpighiales, Salicaceae. The transcript has 2 exons.